Molecule: messenger RNA, 1828 nt
Organism: Hypoxylon fragiforme
Lineage: Eukaryota; Fungi; Ascomycota; Sordariomycetes; Xylariales; Hypoxylaceae
Exons: 2
Coding region: 255-1475 (406 amino acids)
Source: RefSeq, a predicted model, not a curated record
AUAUACUCAUCACUCAUCCUCAUUCUUCCUCACUCAUCUCACUUCCAAGUUGAAUGAAUGUUCAAUUAUAAAAAUAUAUAGUAAGAAAUCAUGGGUUGUUGAAUAUGCCGUUGAUGUGAAGCACAUCUUCCUGGGCUCACUCAUCUCUUCUCUUCUAUAAGACAGAUAGAGAGACAGGCAGGCGGACGACCAAGAGAGAGUCAGGGGUCAAUGGCUGGCCCUAUAGGUUAUGAUAAACCUGUGAAACUGCAGCCAUGUCUACCACCACUCCCCAACAACACCUCGCCCGCUUAAUCAGACCAUCAUGCCGCCAAAGCCAAAUCCAACUAAAUGGCCUGCGCCGUAGCAAUAAAACACACAUCCGGCCCAUCACCACCACCACCCCCCUCCAGAUCAAAGCCAAAGUCCGGGAACCCCCCAACCGGAACACCUUCGCCAAGAUCCGCUUCACCACCGCCGACAUCCCGCCGUACUCCUUCUGGGAGCGGCGCCUCGUCACCCCCUUCGUCCCCAACAACGAGGUAACACCUGCGGAGUGCUACGACGCCUGCGAGCACUACGUCACCAUCGCCAGCCAGAACCAGUCGGGCUGGCGGCAGCGCACCCUCUCCCUCCCCCUCUCCACCGCACCGCAGCAGGAGGAGGGCAGCAAGAUCCCGCUGUACACGCUGCAGUACGCGGGCAACCUGCUGCUGACGCAGCGCGCGCGCACCCUCGCCAUCGGGACGCACAUCCUGCACAGCGGGACGGUCCUGGGGUACCCGCCCUCGGUGCUCGCGCUGGGGAUGCUCGGCUUCAAGACCAAGCUCCUCGACGACCCGCGCUUCGCGGACGCGAGGGACGCGCUCGACCGCCUCGUCUCCGCCAUCUCCCCUUCCCCCCAGCGCCCGAAGCCAAAGGGGGGGCCGGCAGCUCAACCCGUCAACCCGUUCUACCACCCCGACAUCUUCACCCUCGCCGCCCUGCGCCACGCGUCCCGCCACGACGACGCCCGCGCCCUCGAGCUAUUAAAACUAGCCGCCAAAUCUUUCCGUACCCUCCCUCCCUCCUCCUCCUCCUCUCCCACUUCUCUCCCUCCCCCCUUCCCCUCCCCGCCCAAAGAUCCAGAACCGCAGAUAAAAUCCUGGCAGUGGCGCACCCGCGCCAUCAUGCAAGAGCACGCGAUCCUCGUCAGGCGCGGCUCGCACGCCCUCGCCGCCGAGCUCCUGCGGCGCUCCAUCCACGACGACCGCGUCGACGCCGCCGAGAUCGGGCACCAGUACGCGCUGACCCUUUCGCCGGACGACAACCCGGAACGCGCCGCACUGCUGGAAGGCGCGGUCGUGGGCGGCGUCGAGGCAGCCGCGGUGGAGCUGGCGCGGGUGGCGCGGCGGAAGGUGGUGGAGGGGGUCGUGGAGGAGGGGUGGAGCGAGGAGCAGAUGAGGGUUAUUGCCGACGAGUGGGCGGGCAUCGCUGGGGACGAGGCCGCGGUAUGAAAUAAAUAAUCUGUCUUGUCUCGUUUGAAAGUGUUACCUUUACCAAGGGCUUUACUACAUGGAAUAGGGGGUGGUGGUGGUCACGUGGGCACCAUAAGCUCACACACAUUUGCAGCAUACCUAGGUAGGGGUAGUUCCAGCCUUAGCUUUGGUAUAUAAACAACUCCAUUAAACCUGGGUAUUAAUUAAACCACAAUACCGAAAACAAUUGGGAAAAGGGGCGAUGCAAUGCUACUUAUGUACCUAUCGCUAGUAGCACACUCAGAUGCAAUUUAAUACAGAAUCGAUAACCUUUCCCUACGAAUCGUAUUACAGACGCAAUCCGAUGCUAAGAUGCUGAUUAUCCUUACCGC